AUUUUUACCCAACUCUUGAAGCGCAAUUGUUCUAGUGCAUUCUUACAGCAACGACACACCCUUCUACCUUCUUCUCAACCCAACUCAAAGAAAACAAUGGCCAGAAAGUUCUUCGUCGGCGGCAACUGGAAAUGCAAUGGAACCGUGGAGGAAGUGAAAAAAAUUGUGACCACAUUGAGUGAAGCGGAAGUUCCAUCUGAGGAUGUUGUUGAGGUUGUCAUUAGUCCUCCAUUUGUAUUUCUUCCCUUGGUCAAAACCUUAUUGCGUCGUGAUUUCUCCAUUGCUGCACAAAACUGUUGGGUAAGGAAAGGAGGUGCGUUUACUGGCGAGGUUAGUGCUGAGAUGCUGGUCAAUUUGGGCAUUCCCUGGGUCAUCCUUGGUCACUCUGAGAGAAGGCUUUUAUUGAAUGAAUCAAAUGACUUCGUGGCUGAUAAAGUUGCAUAUGCACUUUCGCAAGGCCUAAAAGUGAUUGCCUGUGUUGGGGAGACUCUUGAGCAGCGAGAAUCUGGAUCUACAAUGGCUGUAGUUGCAGCGCAAACAAAAGCAAUUGCAGAACAAGUCAUGCACUGGUCCAAUGUUGUUUUGGCUUAUGAACCAGUAUGGGCCAUUGGAACAGGAAAGGUUGCUACUCCAGCUCAAGCUCAAGAAGUUCAUUUUAAGUUAAGGAAAUGGCUUCAUGUGAAUGUUGGUGCAGAAGUUGCGGCUUCAACUAGAAUCAUCUAUGGUGGCUCUGUGAAUGGAGCUAACUGCAAAGAGUUGGCAGCACAACCUGAUGUAGAUGGUUUUUUGGUUGGUGGUGCUUCACUAAAGCCUGAAUUUAUUGAUAUCAUCAAGUCCGCGACUGUGAAAACAACUGCUAAGUCGGAGUAAGUGUUGCUACAAGGAGCCUUCUUUUCUCAGAAUCCCUUGUAUGUUUAUUGUAAAUCAGCUUCAAUAAUACAUGUUAGGCACAAGGAUUUUAUUUAAAAUAAAGAAGGUGAUCUUUGCA
This is a messenger RNA of Solanum verrucosum, 988 nucleotides long. Its product is annotated as triosephosphate isomerase, cytosolic-like. The record is from RefSeq and is a predicted model, not a curated record. Gene Ontology annotation, biological process: gluconeogenesis; glycerol catabolic process; glycolytic process. Gene Ontology annotation, cellular component: cytosol. Lineage: Eukaryota; Viridiplantae; Streptophyta; Magnoliopsida; Solanales; Solanaceae. The transcript is spliced from 9 exons. Bases 97 to 870 code for a protein of 257 amino acids. Gene Ontology annotation, molecular function: triose-phosphate isomerase activity.